AUGGCAACUCAGACAGUUUACAGGUUGGCACAACGAACUUCCAUUCAAGACCUUGUGACCGGCACAGAGCCAGUACCCGAACCCUCAUCCACUGAGGUCUUGAUCCGUAUCCGAAGCGUCGCUCUCAACUUCCGCGACUUUGCUGUCGCAACCGGAAGAUACCCUUUCCCUGUGAAGGAUGGUGUGAUUCCGUGCUCUGACCUCUCUGGCGACGUUGUAAAGGUCGGAAGUCACGUCGAUGACUUCGCCAAAGGUGACAAGGUCAUUGCCGCUUUCGACCUUAGCACCCUUUAUGGAGCCAUUAAAGACUGGAACCACAGUCUCGGUGGUGAGAUCGAUGGUGUUCUCCGGGAGUUCAUCUCACUUCCCAGCUCUACUUUGAUCAAGAUACCGGCAGAAUCGAAGCUCAGCUACUCUCAGCUAUCCGCGCUUGUUUGUACUGGAACCACUGCAUGGAAUUCUCUGUAUGGCAACGUUGCUCUGAAGCCUGGACAGACGGUACUCUUCCUUGGAACCGGUGGUGUUUCCAUCACCGGUCUCAUCCUCGCCAAAGCAGCUGGGGCAACGACAAUCAUCACCUCGUCUUCUGACUCGAAGCUCAUGCAUGUCCAGGAAACUUACGGUGCCGAUCAUGUAAUCAACUACAAGACCACACCGAACUGGUCCGAAGAGGUUCUGAAGAUUACAAAGGGCCAUGGGGCCGAUUUCAUCUUUGAGAACGGUGGUGCCGGAACAAUUGCCCAAAGCAUCAAUGCGGUGGCUUACGGUGGCUCCAUCGCCGUCAUAGGGUUCUUGUCCUCUUGCCCCCAGGAUCAAAUGCCUGAUGUCGCGGCGCUUGCUCUGUCCAAGGGCGCAGUGGUGCGUGGCAUUAUCGUCGGUUCGAAGCAACAUCUGGAGGAGGUCACGCGGUACGUGAUAGCUCGGGGAUUGUCGGUUCCUGUGGAGAAAGAGUUUGGCUCUGGACGAGAUGAGAUAAUUGCUGCCUUUGAGUAUCUCACCUGUGGCACCCACGUCGGCAAGGUGUGCAUCCGCAUGUCUUGA
Messenger RNA from Diaporthe amygdali, 1041 nucleotides. Its product is annotated as Zinc-containing alcohol. The record is from RefSeq and is a predicted model, not a curated record. Lineage: Eukaryota; Fungi; Ascomycota; Sordariomycetes; Diaporthales; Diaporthaceae. Gene Ontology annotation, molecular function: oxidoreductase activity. The transcript is spliced from 2 exons. The coding region runs from base 1 to 1041 and encodes 346 amino acids.